CCCGGGCGCGCUGGGCGGGGCGCGCGUCCGUCCCGGCGGCUGGGGCGUCAGUGUGUUCCGCUGCGGUCGCCCUGAUCGCUGGGACCCACUUCCCUGUCCUUACGUGUAACGAGGGGUGAGGUGAGGCGGAGUUGACCUGGAAACCUCUCCUUGGCCACUGUCCUUUCUAAGGAAUUCAUUUCCAGAGCCCACCUGCACAGAACUGGUGGGGGACCCUUCUGGGAACAGAGAAAAUGGCCGUCUUCAGGCAGCUGUCCCUAGGCUCGAAGGCCGCCCUGGUUGCUGUCACUGUCUUCGUGUCCAUGAUCGUCUCUCGCUCCUGUCUAGCGGAGAGCCUUGAGCUCAGGGCCUGGCGUUGGCUGUUUCGCCUGCAGCUCGCCCUGUUUGUCAAUUCGCUCAUGCUCAUUGGCUCUCUCUACAUCUGGCGCAGCACAGUGAGCAACCUCUGCCACUCCCCAGCCGCGGAGUCAACCUGUUUUCAGCUCUGGAAGGUGGUGGUUCUGGCAUUUCUGGUCCUGGCCCAUUCCAGUUUCUUCACCAUGAUCUUUUUAGUGGCCGAGGAGCCCUAUCUCUUUUCCUUGGCAGCCUGCUCCUGCCUGGGUGCUUACAUCAUCAUGCUCUUCUUCCUCUGCAUCCUCAGCAGCAUGGAGCAAGCCUAUCAGCUCUUGGCCUGGCACAGUGGUAGGGUGGUGGGCAGUCUUGACAAGACAAGGAAGCUGGCGCUCAGGCCCGCCCUGGCAGUAGCAGUGACCGCCGUGCUCAGUGUGGCAGGACUUCUGAAUGCUGCCCAGCCUCCAGCUGUGAAAACCGUGGAGGUGCCCAUCGGUCAGCUGCCCCUCUCUAUGAACAACCUCAAGAUCGCGCUCCUCUCAGACAUCCACUUGGGCCCCACGGUGGGCAGGACAAAGAUGGAGAUGUUUGUGAGGAUGGUGAACCUACUGGACCCAGACAUCACAGUGAUCGUGGGUGACCUCUCCGAUUCGGAAGCCUCGGUUCUGCGGAAAGCUGUCGCUCCCUUGGGCCAGCUACAUUCGCGCCUCGGCACCUACUUCGUCACAGGCAAUCACGAGUACUACACGUCAGAUGUCAGCAACUGGUUUGCGCUGCUGGAAUCCCUGCACGUCCAGCCUCUUCACAAUGAGAACGUGAAGAUUUCUGCCACAGGGGCCCAACGUGGUGGGGGUGAAGAUGACGGCUGGAUCUGCUUGGCCGGGGUGGACGAUAUUGAAGCAGACAUCCUGCACUACUCUGGCCAUGGCAUGGAUCUUGUCAAGGCCCUGAAGGGCUGCAGCCCAGACCACACCAUCAUCUUGCUAGCUCACCAGCCCCUGGCUGCCAAAAGAGCCCUCCAGGCUCGGCCAGACAUUAACCUGAUCCUUUCUGGGCACACGCAUGCUGGGCAAAUCUUCCCCUUGAACGUGGCAGCCUAUCUCCUGAACCCCUUUUUUGCUGGUCUUUACCAGGUGGCCCAGGCUACAUUUGUAUAUGUCAGCCCAGGCACAGCCUACUACGGGAUACCCAUGAGGUUGGGUAGCCGGGCAGAGAUUACGGAGCUCAUCCUGCAGCGGGCUCCCUGAACCAGUCCUGCCCUGUGCGCCUCUGCCCUGCCCUGCUUACCUCCGUCCUGCCCUUGCACUCCACCUUGUCCUGCUUCAGAGUCACUUGCCUGCUUUAUCCCUCUGGCCUCUCCUGCCCAGCCCUGCCAGUGCACCCUUGGACACAAGCCUGACUCUCACAGUGAGUCUAUAACAUCCUUCUCUCCCUUAUUUUAUGCCAUUUAUUUACUCAAGUUAUCUGGGUCGUAUGUCUUAGAAUUUCCUACAUUUUGGAUUUGGGGAUUGCUUAACAUGUUCUACUGUCCCUCAUAUUUUCUGUGAACUGGUAGAACUGGAGCUCUAUAAAGGUUAGAGGUAGAGGCUGGAUAGAUUGAGGUUCAAUUUCUUCCCUUUCUGGUAGGAAGACUUCAUUGCUACAGUGAUGCUAAGAUUGACGCAUGGGCCCAGGUGUUCUCAGCUUGAUCCCUCCAACAGAGUUGCUCAUCAUCUUUUCAUCUCAUGUUUCAGCAGUCGUUGGUGAUUGUUGACUAAUGUCAUUAUUUCACUGGACUGCAAAAUGGUGAUUUUUAAAAAAAAUUCCAUCAUUUCUUCUGCAUUUACUAGCUGUAGUUCUUCUGCAAAGAAUUCUCUUCAAUUGUUUUGUUACUCUGAAAAAGUCUUUAGCAAAGGCAAGGUAGAUGCUAGAUUUUUUUCACUUUAUUCAUUAAUUUCUAGAAUAAUGAACUGGUACCACAGCAACCUCCAAGGGUGAUCGAUAAGCUUUUCUUUUGGGUGAGUGGGAGUAGCAUUAUGAAUUUGGAUAUUUUUAUACAUCAGAUGUUUUUUAAUUCAUUGACAUGAUAAAUCCUUUGAUGCUCAAAAUAUCCCAUCUUUGGCCAGUUGGAGCGCCUUCAAAUAGGCUUCUGUCAUUUUGAUGGGACCCUAAUAGUUUUUCUUUUUAAGACAGUUUUAGGCUUAUUUUGUACAUAUUCUGCCAUAGACUUGGAUUAACUAAUUUCUUGAAGAAGCAGCUCUGGUUCCUUUAGUGGGAAAUGUUUGCAGACCACAAUUUAGGUGCUAUAUUAGCACCCAGGUUAGAUUGCUCAUGGCUGGCAUCGUUUCAAGCUGUUUCAGUGGGUAUUGCUAGGAAAUAAAAUACUUUUUCAGAAAGAGAAAAAAAAUCCUAAGUAUAUACUAAUAUUUCCAAUUCCAAUGGAAGAUUGCAGGUUUUAUUUUUUUAAGACUUUAUUGUUUUAGAGAAGUUUUCAGUUGAUAGAAAAGUUGGAAGGUACAGAGCUUUCCCCUAUACCCCCCUGAUUACAAAGUUUUUACUUGAUUUCUUUGAUUUUAUAUUUGUUUCUCUCUUUACACUGAAAUUUUUAGUUCCUAAUAAUCUGAUGUAAUUAUUUAUUUACUUUAUCCUGCUACAUGUAUAUAUAACAGAAUCAAAGUAGCAAUAACGAUAUUAUUACUAAGAUGAAAUCCACUGGAUGCAGUUUGCUUUUCUGUUAUUUUGUCUGAAUGCAGUUUAAGCUAAAUACAGUCAGAGUGGUAUUUCAACUUAACUUGGAGUAAUUCUUUCUGUGUGGAAAGUUAGGUCUGUUUUUAAUAUUUAAGAAUUUUGUAUUUCUUAAUUUAAUUUUUUUAAACUAUGCACUUACCUUUCCUCUGAGAUGAAGAGCAGAAUCAAACCUGUACAUGUCCCUGAGUCGGUGGGGCCUGGGAACCGGACCAAGCUGUGCUUGUUCCCCUCCAUUCUGCCAUUUCCUUAUCUCUUCCAUUGUUGUUUACCCCCUUCACCCACAGUGCUCUGGAAUGCUGAACAAAAAUCUUUUUGGCACAAGACAAGCAUGAAUAAAUAAACAAAAUUAAUAAAAAUAUAGAGUGUGUAAGCUAGAGCAGAUCAGCCACAUUUUCCUCAUAUCCAUGCUGAGAUUAUCUCCAUUACCUGUGCUUGUUUUGCUUCUCCAGCCAGUCUGAUGUCAUGGUGCUUCCAUGAUGUGAUAUUUUAAAGGCUCUUAGCUCUGACAUAAUCAGGGUUUGUUUUAUAGUUAAUAUUUCUUCUCUUUCCCUUUUGUGCAAAUACCCUUGCAGCCCCUCCCGUCUCUCGUCUCUCCUUGCCUUGGUCCUUCUUCCCUCAACUCUCGGGUGCUUGCAGGCUAAGAGGAUUGGGUCUCUGCCACCCCGGGGUCUCUGGAGUGAGUUGACAGGGUGUGUAGGGUGCUGGGGUUGGAGAUCCAGUGAAUAGCUGCUUACUGGAGUUGCACUGAGAUUGUCUGCACGGACUCAGCAUGACCCAUAACCGAUGAUAUCACUGAGCUCCUUUUAUCUCUUUGUUCUAGUCAAGGACUGGGCACAAGUAAUGCAAAUAUAAUUAUUUUUAGUCCUGAGGAUUAGGAAGCUUGGGAGAUGUUCCUAUUUCCUGAUGAUGUAAAUAUUGUGUUAUGUUUAAUUUUUUUUUUUUUAAAGAUGCUUAUUUACCACUGCAAUAAUCUAAGCUGAGUAAAUAACUUUAAAAAAUUAUAUUGGUCAGUAUUAGGUUCCUGAUGUGUAUUAGGUCCAAGGGUGUUUUGUUUGUACUGGUGUUUUAUUUCUUCCAGUAUUAUAUGCACUGUGUAAAUGCCUGGAGGGCCUUGAGAAAGUGGGCGUUUUGCUUUGCUUGGAAUUGCUUUUUAUUUUGUCUGUUUUCUGUGCCCUCAUGCACUGUAAAUCCUGAUGCCCCUGCAAGUGUGAAAUAAAAGUAUGUCUCUUCAGUA
Molecule: messenger RNA, 4291 nt
Organism: Lemur catta (Ring-tailed lemur)
Lineage: Eukaryota; Metazoa; Chordata; Mammalia; Primates; Lemuridae
Gene: TMPPE
Product: transmembrane protein with metallophosphoesterase domain
Exons: 2
Coding region: 234-1577 (447 amino acids)
Molecular function (GO): hydrolase activity
Source: RefSeq, a predicted model, not a curated record